AUGGUCGACGAUGCGGCUCUGGCGGCCGCUGCCGAGAUCGUAGCCUCAAUUGCCCCGGACUCACGCUCGCUUGGCUCGAUCCCCGUGGGCCUUGCCUCCAACGUCAAGCUCCCCGGCCGCGAGACGCCUGCCAAGCGAAACCUCGAGAUUGAACUCCAGAAACUCGCACUGCGUGUUGGCAAGCUCGAGGGCCAGGCAUCCACCACUACCACCACUUCCCCCGAGACCCCCAACGAGACGAUGGACUCGCUGUUUGGCGAAGAUGGCCUCUCCCUACCUUCCCGCCCCAAGACCAAGGUCUUCCACGCCCAAGGUAGCUUGCACUCUCCGCAUCUGCCGUCUAUCCAGCUGACCAAGGAAGCCCUCGAAGGACUUCGUGAUCAUGUCGAUGACCAGUCGAAGCUGCUCGAUUGCCAGCGCGACGAGCUCGCGGGUGUCAAUGCCCAGCUCCUUGAACAGAAGCAAUUGCAGGAGCGUGCUCUCGAGGUUUUGGAGCAAGAACGCAUCGCAACUCUAGAACGCGAGCUCUGGAAGCACCAGAAGGCCAACGAGGCCUUCCAAAAGGCUCUCCGUGAAAUCGGUGAGAUUGUGACGGCAGUCGCGGGUGGUGAUUUGACCAUGAAGGUCAGAAUGAAUACUGUCGAAAUGGAUCCUGAAAUCACCACUUUCAAGCGGACCAUCAACGCCAUGAUGGAUCAACUGCAAACCUUUGCCAGCGAAGUCUCGCGCGUAGCCCGCGAGGUCGGCACCGAAGGCUUGUUGGGUGGUCAGGCUAGGAUCGGUGGAGUUGAUGGAACGUGGAAAGAAUUGACAGACAAUGUACGAGAAAUUGCGUCGGUAACAACCGCCGUGGCUCACGGAGACUUGACCAAGAAGAUCGAAAGACCUGCGCGAGGUGAAAUCCUGCAACUGCAACAGACCAUCAACACCAUGGUUGACCAAUUACGAACCUUCGCUUCCGAGGUGACGCGUGUGGCAAGAGAUGUCGGAACUGAAGGUAUAUUGGGUGGACAGGCCGAUGUUGGGGGAGUUCAGGGCAUGUGGAACGAUUUAACCGUCAACGUAAACGCCAUGGCCAACAAUUUGACGACCCAAGUACGCGACAUUAUCAAGGUCACUACAGCUGUCGCCAAGGGAGAUUUGACCCAAAAAGUCCAGGCCGACUGCAGGGGAGAGAUCUUCGAGCUCAAGUCGACCAUCAACUCCAUGGUCGAUCAACUGCAGCAGUUUGCCCGUGAGGUCACCAAGAUUGCUAGAGAGGUUGGAACGGAAGGCCGAUUGGGUGGACAGGCCACUGUCCACGAUGUCGAAGGCACCUGGAGAGAUCUCACGGAAAACGUAAAUGGCAUGGCAAUGAACCUGACAACCCAAGUGCGAGAAAUCGCCAAAGUCACCACGGCUGUGGCCAAGGGCGAUCUGACAAAGAAGAUCGGUGUUGAAGUCCAGGGAGAGAUUCUGGAGCUCAAGAAUACCAUAAACCAGAUGGUAGAUCGACUUGGUACCUUCGCUGUGGAAGUGAGCAAGGUUGCUCGUGAAGUCGGCACGGAUGGAACUCUUGGCGGACAGGCCCAAGUCGCCAAUGUUGAGGGUAAAUGGAAAGAUUUGACUGAAAACGUCAACACCAUGGCCUCGAACCUCACAGUCCAGGUCAGAAGUAUCUCUGCCGUGACUCAAGCGAUCGCCAAUGGGGACAUGAGCCAGAAGAUCGACGUCGAGGCAAACGGAGAGAUUGAAGUCCUCAAAGAAACCAUCAAUAACAUGGUCGACCGUCUGUCUAGCUUCUGUUACGAAGUACAGCGAGUUGCCAAGGACGUGGGUGUUGAUGGCAAGAUGGGAGCUCAGGCUGAUGUGGCUGGGCUCGAUGGCGGAUGGAAGGAGAUUACGACUGAUGUCAACACUAUGGCCAGCAACUUGACGACCCAAGUGCGCGCCUUCUCAGAUAUUACAAAUCUGGCAACCGACGGCGACUUUACCAAACUUGUCGAUGUCGAAGCUUCUGGCGAGAUGGACGAACUAAAACGCAAGAUCAACCAAAUGAUUUCCAACCUGAGAGACUCUAUCCAAAGGAAUACACAGGCUAGAGAAGCAGCCGAGUUGGCCAACAAGACAAAAUCAGAGUUCCUCGCCAACAUGUCUCAUGAAAUUCGAACUCCCAUGAACGGCAUCAUUGGCAUGACCCAACUCACGCUCGACACCAAUCUGGAUCAGUAUCAACGGGAGAUGCUGAAUAUCGUCAAUAAUCUUGCCAACAGCCUCCUGACAAUCAUUGACGACAUUCUGGAUCUUUCCAAGAUUGAAGCCAGAAGAAUGGUGAUUGAGGAGAUCCCGUAUACGUUGCGGGGAACGGUCUUCAAUGCCCUAAAGACUCUUGCUGUCAAGGCAAAUGAAAAGUUCUUGGAUCUCACCUACAAGGUAGACAGCUCUGUGCCGGACUAUGUCAUUGGUGACUCCUUCCGUCUCAAACAAAUCAUUCUCAACCUUGUCGGCAAUGCUAUCAAGUUUACUGAGCACGGCGAGGUCAGCCUGACGAUCAAAGAACGACAAGACCAGAGUAACGUCGGGCCCGGCGAAUAUGCUGUUGAGUUUAUCGUGGAGGAUACCGGUAUCGGCAUCGCCAAGGACAAGCUGGACUUGAUUUUUGACACCUUUCAGCAGGCCGAUGGCUCCAUGACUCGCAAAUUUGGUGGAACUGGUCUUGGUCUAUCGAUUUCGAAACGACUGGUGAACCUGAUGGGUGGUGACCUAUGGGUCAACAGUGAGCAUGCAAAGGGCAGCGAUUUCCACUUCACAUGCCGAGUUAGACUGGCCCACGACGACAGCGAGAUGAUUGAGCAGCAAAUUCGACCUUACCGGGGUCACCAGGUUCUCUUCGUCGAUGAGGCUCAAUCGGGCUCUGGAACCGCCAUCCGAGGCAUGCUUGAAAAGAUUGGCCUCCACCCUGUGGUGGUCGAGUCCGAAAAGGGCACCGCCUUUACCCGCUUGCAGACAGGCGGCGCUCUUCCUUAUGAUGCCAUUAUCGUGGAUUCGAUCGACACCGCCAUGAGGCUGAGAGCCGUGGAUGAUUUCAAGUACCUCCCUAUUGUCCUCUUAGCGCCUGUCGUUCAUGUCAGCUUGAAGUCGUGCAUGGAUCUGGGCAUCACAUCUUAUAUGACUACGCCGUGCAAGCUCACUGAUAUAGGCAACGGGAUGAUUCCGGCACUCGAGAAGAGGGCCACACCCUCCCUCGCAGAUAACACCAAGUCAUUUGAGAUUCUCCUUGCCGAGGACAAUACUGUCAAUCAAAGAUUGGCGGUCAAGAUCCUGGAGAAGUACCACCACGCCGUCACAGUGGUUGGUAACGGUUGGGAAGCCGUAGAGGCCGUGAAGGAGAAGAAGUUUGACGUCAUUCUGAUGGACGUUCAGAUGCCCAUUAUGGGAGGAUUCGAGGCGACGGGUAAGAUCCGAGAAUACGAGCGAGGAAUGGGUACCCACAGAACCCCGAUUAUCGCUCUGACAGCCCAUGCGAUGAUGGGCGACCGCGAGAAGUGCAUCCAAGCGCAGAUGGACGAGUAUCUUUCCAAACCUCUGCAACAGAACCAUCUGAUGCAGACCAUUCUCAAGUGCGCCACUCUUGGAGGCCCCCUACUCGAAAAGAACCGUGAACGCGAGCUGGCGAUGCAUGCGGAAGCGAAGGCGUCCAAACAUAAGGAUGGUGGACAGGGCAUGUUGCGACCGACUCUCGAGAACCGAGCCUUCACCAGUCGCGAGCCCAUCUCGAGCAAUGGACAGGAGGGACCUGCCGCCGUGUCACCCGAGCAGGACGAAGCCUUGGCAAGAGCACGUCUCGAUUUCUCUGAUAUGCGAAGCUUGUCGAACUAACAGAGUUGUGUUGCCGGUCUCAGAUUCUCAUAUAGUGGUCUAUGGGAGAAAAUUGGGGACCAC
This is a messenger RNA of Ilyonectria robusta, 3921 nucleotides long. Its product is annotated as histidine kinase FIK. The record is from RefSeq and is a predicted model, not a curated record. Gene Ontology annotation, molecular function: phosphorelay sensor kinase activity. Lineage: Eukaryota; Fungi; Ascomycota; Sordariomycetes; Hypocreales; Nectriaceae. The transcript has 5 exons. Gene Ontology annotation, cellular component: membrane. Bases 1 to 3858 code for a protein of 1285 amino acids. Gene Ontology annotation, biological process: phosphorylation; phosphorelay signal transduction system; cellular hyperosmotic response.